This is a messenger RNA of Anopheles arabiensis, 1736 nucleotides long. RefSeq names its product protein takeout-like. The record is from RefSeq and is a predicted model, not a curated record. NCBI's taxonomy places the organism in Eukaryota, Metazoa, Arthropoda, Insecta, Diptera, Culicidae. The coding region runs from base 344 to 1099 and encodes 251 amino acids. The transcript is spliced from 5 exons.
AGAGAAGCGAGAAAAAAAAGCUCGUGCCAUAUAAAAGUGUGCUGCGCCGAAUGCAACGGCUUUAUUCGUUCGCGCAAAGUCGCUCCGGUGCGUAGUGCCAGUUGUUUUGGUUUGUGGGCAGAGGUGGUUUCAGGCGUCAGAAAGUGUCAGAGAUAUAAGAGCCGAGUUUGCUCGGAUCGAUAGGCAAGGACAGAGUUUUCACAGCAAUCGAAGCAGUGUGCCGUGUUGACAACGAACCGCCGGACCAAGGACAGCUCCGGCAGCACUCGCUCCACGAGACGCAUUUCAAGCCGCAACACUGUUUGCCUUUUUUUGGAGCGGUCGGCCCAAACGGAGUGUCACGAUGGCCGUAGGAAGUCUGCUGGUCUGGAGCUUGCUGGUGAUUGCCACCGCAUCCGCCGCUGGAGUUUACGAACGACCCUCAUACAUUCUACCCUGCCGACGAGCUGAUCCCGAGAUUAACAAAUGUAUCCGGAAUUCGCUCAACUUCGUCAAACCGUACGUUGCCCGCGGGCUGCCCGAGCUGAAGACGCCGCCACUGGAGCCGCUGCGCAUUGAGGAGCUGGCGAUGGAAAACAAUGCCGGCGCGGUGCGGAUAAAGGCCCUCUUCACGGACAUCGUUGCGCAGGGCGCUGGCAACUACACCAUCAAGGAGGUGCGCAGCGAUCUCAAGAAGCUGCGCAUUGACAUGAGCAUCGCGAUCCCGCGGGUGGAGACGCGCGGCAAGUACGAGGUGAUCGGUAACGUGCUGCUGCUGCCGGUGCGAUCGAACGGCGAGUUCUGGACGGAGUUUUCGGACAUUACCGCCAUCGCCAAGAUCUACGGUAAAGCGGUCGAACGGGACGGUGAGUCGUUUAUGGGCAUCGAGAAGAUCAACGUCGACUUUACGAUGAAGAACGCCCGGUUCAAGGUGAAGGACCACGUCAACACGCAGAACGUGCUGGGCGAAGCGAUCAACCAGUUCCUCAACCAGAACGCGAACGAGCUGAUCCAGGAGAUGAGACCGGCGGCCUCCCAGAGCAUCGGCAAGCUGUUCCGGAAGUUCUUGAACGAUGCCUUCACCAACCUGCCGACGCGGUUGUGGCUGCUGGAUGACUAGGAUGACUGCGCGUUACUGUUCUCCCAUCGUAGCAAUUAGCAAUUCGUUCUUAAAGCAUAGGUGAUACACAGUAGUAGUUUUAAGGAUCGCGCAAUGUGCUGUGCCAACUGCAAACACGCGGAAAACGCGAAACACCUUUUCGUGUCGUUUAUUUUCGAAACAAAAACAAACAAAAAAGCCCUUUUUAGUAAAGGUAGGACGACGAUAGGCAAGUGAGCAAAAAAAAAAAGAGAGAGAAUAACUUACAAAUUGUAAACAUACAACGAUAAAAGAAAAAAACUAUUUUAUUACAUUCGAUCUUUAUUUGAUCCCACACGAAACCAACGCCCAACGUAGUUUAAGUGUUUGAAGCGACAAACGAUGGCGUACAAAAUGUUCUAACAAUUGCAAGGAGCGACACUGACGUUUCGCUUACACAUUUAGAUCAUGUUUUUAAAUGAAACAUAAACAACAACAAAAAUACAUUGACCAAGCAUACACGCAAGCAACACAAAAAACGAACGCGAUCAUUUUCCUAGCUGUAAGGUGUAAAUAUUUCGUCGUGAUGAAAGCAAAGCGUAGAUGGCGGAAGCGAUUUUCAAACCACAAACCACAAUUUAAAUAAAGUGAAAUUAAAACAAAUGUGAAGCAAACUGAA